GAUGUCUAUAAAAUAUAUUUUGAAUUAUAUUGUUCUAUUUGAAUGUAUAAUUAGCGGUCAACUAGCUAUUUCCGCUGUUGGUGAAAUACAAGGAAACAGAUAUUUUGUUGAGCUGGUAUCUCCAACUGACAUUAACGACUUGAACACAUACAGUUUGGGAAUAAACGCUCAAGUACCAUCUAUAUUCAUCAGUAGUAAUAAUCUACAGGCUCUGUCAUACUUUUAUGUGAUGAAUAAAGUAGUUAUGUCAGCUUUUUUAGGAAAAGCCGUGGAAGAAGAAAGUGAAACUUUCAGCUUAAGUAGCGGCUCAGUUAAAGUUUACUUAUUUAAAGAUAAUCAGUUGGUUGAUGCCUACGGCUCAGAUGAGACUACUGGAUGGAAUUAUAGAAAAGGAUUUGCAAAGAGAAAAUCUUUGGAAAAUGCCCCAUUGAUAGAUUUUAUAUCAUCCGAAUGGGAUGUAGUAAUAAAUGCUCUUACUCAUCCAAAUGAUAAUAGCAAAUGCAACACACCAUUCAGAACUGAAAUGUUGGAAGCUCCAGAAGAAACAGUUAUAACAACUACAGAGGAAAUCACUACUAUGGUAAUACCCACUACUUCUACUACUGCGAGUCCUACUACUUCUACCACCGAUAAUCCUACUAGCUCUUCUACAACUGAUAAUCUCACCACCUCGCCUUAUAUUACUAAUCCUACUACUCUCCCCACUACCGAAAAAACAACCGCUCAUUCUUCAUCUGUUAAUCCUAUGACUUCUUCUACCACUGAAAAUCCUACUAGCUCUUAUACAACUGAUGAUUUCACCACCUCUCCUUCUAUUACUUCCAAUCCUACUACUCCUCCCACCACUGAUAAUCCUACUAGCUUUUCUUCAGCUGAUAAUCUCACCACCUCUCCUUCUAUUCCCAAUCCUACUAUUGAUAAUUCUAUUAUUUCUUCCACAACUGAUAAUCCAGUCACUCGUUCCUCCACUGGCAAUUCUACUACUACUCUUGCAAACUCAAAGGAAGACCCAAAAGAAAGUAUAUCAACACAAGAAUCUUCGAGCUUCAAAUCGACAAUAACAGAUCACUCUACUACUCAAAAAUUGUUAACAACAGAUUCUUAUUCAAGUUCUCAGACGUCUGUCACACCAAAGUCUAUUGAAAGUACAUUGUCUGUUGAACAAUCUUCAACCAAAAGAAAAUUUUCAACUACUAAGGAAUCGUUGCCUGUGACAAGUUCCACUGCGGAUAUUAAAUUGACAACCGACAAUGAACUGUUACGUAAACAACUUGAUAUGAUUGUGCAAUCUUACGUUGGCAUUAGCCAAGAAGAAACGAAACCAUCCGAGGCGAAAGGAGGACCAGCGAUUUUCACGAUAUGGUUAUUAUUUUUGGUGGCUGAAUUUGGAGUGUUUCUUUUGAUGGACUUGAAAACAAUAAUCAGUCAAAUUAAACAACUAAAGCAUAAUAUAUUUAGCUAA
Dimorphilus gyrociliatus is the source of this 1462-nucleotide messenger RNA. NCBI's taxonomy places the organism in Eukaryota, Metazoa, Annelida, Polychaeta, Dinophilidae. The record is from the annotation of a GenBank genome assembly.